Molecule: messenger RNA, 516 nt
Organism: Ogataea philodendri
Lineage: Eukaryota; Fungi; Ascomycota; Pichiomycetes; Pichiales; Pichiaceae
Exons: 1
Coding region: 1-516 (171 amino acids)
Source: RefSeq, a predicted model, not a curated record
AUGAACGACUGCAUUCGCCAGGUCGUCGAACACUCCUUGGUUCAACAACUGGUAGAUCUUCAUCAGCAACUUCACAGCGUUCACUAUUGGUGGAUACACAAAUUUGAGGUUCUCUGGAGUCAAUGCUGUGUUGUCGAGCGAAAAUAUGCUCUCUCCCCGAUCCAGCUCUCUAUCCGGUCUGGUGAGUGUCUCGUCGUUGAUGGGAUCGUCAACGCUGAGUUUGCGUCGAUGGCCGAUCGUGAGUUCGCGGCCGGUUUUCUUAUAGCUGACGAUAAACUUGUCAACGUAAACCUGCACUCUAAACACCAAUCUUGUCUGUGUGUCCUCAAGAAUUGGUCUAAACAGUUCACCAAGCUGGAUCUUCUCUUGCAAUGGGGCCUCGUGAUGAUACAUGUCCGACUCGUCGAACCUGGUGCUGUUAUCCAGAUCUUCGACAUCGAAAUAGUUCUGCAGGAUCGAGAUCAACUCACACAGCUCGGAAAUGCUGUUUUCACGGAUGAUCUUGUUUCUGAGUAA